Molecule: messenger RNA, 2696 nt
Organism: Trachymyrmex cornetzi
Lineage: Eukaryota; Metazoa; Arthropoda; Insecta; Hymenoptera; Formicidae
Gene: dmpd
Product: F-box protein dampened
Exons: 6
Coding region: 505-1926 (473 amino acids)
Biological process (GO): positive regulation of DNA-templated transcription
Cellular component (GO): nucleus
Molecular function (GO): transcription coactivator activity; protein binding
Source: RefSeq, a predicted model, not a curated record
CCUUCGAGCCCUCGAGCCUCGCUCUCUUUCUCUCCCCUUCUCGCUCUUCCCCCUAAACUCCCCUUUCCCUCUCUCUAUCUCCCGAUCUCGUUCUCGACGAGAGCCAGGCGGCUCUACGAUCUUAUAGCGAAGAGAAAGAGAAGAUCGCGGGUGCAUCGAUUACUCGCGCGUACAGGUCACCCGGUUUGUUUCCCCACAUUUGUUUCUCUACGCGCGUCGUCGUUCGCGUCUCGUCUUCGGCGGCGGGAUAUCUCUCUUCCUCUCCCCCCUCCCUCCCCUCCGCCGCUGCCGCCGCCGCCGCCGCCGCCACCGUCGCCCGUUUCCUCGGUUUCCCUUACAAGAGCGACGGGUUCCGGGGGAGGCACCUCGAUCGUGAAGCCUCGCGCUUCUCGAUAUCACGCUCCAGGUAUACUGUUGACAGUGGCGGAAGGGCAGCCUCCUUCACUUCCACGAGAGACGCGCGGACAGUUUUGGAUAAACUCGUUUAUUGAAAAACAAAAAAAAAUGGUGUCGACACGUCAGUCAAGUAACAUGGGGAGUAGUGGUGGCAGUGGAUUAGUUGGUGAAGUAGAAGUAAAUUCGUUAAAAAAGCAACCUUCUGUAACAGCUGGCACAUCCAAUAAUGGAGCCACCAUUGAAUCGCGCAAUUUGAAUCUUCUGGAUUUACCUGUCGAAGUCCUUGAGAAAAUCUUUGGCUACCUAGGUUUCAAUAUGGUAGCCCAUAUGCGUUUGGUUUGCCAUCAACUGGACCGCAUUUGUGGAUCAAUGCUAAACUCUACGUUUCAAAAGCUACAAGCUCAAAUGUUAAGCCGUUUUCAGGCUAUCAAAGCGCAAAUGCCCAGACGCGAGUCUGCGCGUCGAAAUCAUCCGUUAGCAUGCGAGUCGGAUAUUAUUGAAACUCUACAUAUGCGGCUUACCCUGCUGCAAAUGAGUUUCGGCAAGCACAUUGAACGGAAGCAUUGCUGCUUCUUCCCCGGCGAGAUUUUAGAUGAAGUUUAUCGCAUUCUCCAUUAUAUAAAAGUUACUCCGAAAUUACAAAGACCUUACAAAGUCACAGACGAAUUGUUUGAUCUGAGCACCAUGGCUAUGGAAUAUUUCAAGGAACACAUUGAACCAACAUUACCAGAAAUACCUUACUUCGGUGCUGAUUUUCUGGAUCUUGCAGGAACAUUCUCUUCUUCUAGUAGCGUGAGCAAACCAUUUAUGUGCCUGGAUUCCACGCCCUUGACCAUUGGAAAUGGAAAAACGGGCAAUGCUGGUGAAGAAGAAGGUUCUUCGUCGCAUUGUUCAGAUGAUCCCGCUCUUUUGGAAUCCAAUGUAUCACCACCACAAUCGAACAUGGUUUUACGAAAACGAAUUCGCAAGAUUAAACAGGGCAUGAGACGAUACAACAGUCAGCUAACAUUGAUGCGUAGGGAUUUGAAGAGUUGCAAGGCGAAAAUUGCGGAUCAACAGAAACAAAUCGUAGAAUAUGCUACUCGAUUGGAUGAUAAUGACAAGAAGAAUGAGGAGACGUCACGAAAAUUCAGCACACUUCUACAGGAGUUGAACAAGUGUAAAACUGAGCUACAAUAUUGGCGCUCCAAGUCACCAGCAAUACCAGUGUGUGUAGGUUGUGGUCAGUCAAUGCCAGUCCCUACAGAAGAUUUACAAGCUUUAGCCAAUCAGGGAGUGCUGCCGGAUGCGUUUGGCGAAGGGCACGACUUCAUUCCCAUUGCGGAUGCUCAUAGUCCCACCGAAGUGGUACAGCAAUCUGUAGUUACGCAAUCUCCGUCGACGCCGACAGUGGACAUGGCACCCCCAAAGGCUCCCGUGCCUUCAAUAUCUUUUAAACGGAGAUCUAUCGUGGAAGAAACGUCGGGCGAUGCCGCGAAAAAAUCACGUCGCACUGCCAAGUCUCGUCAGGCUAAGCGCUCAAAAAUAUAAAUUGAUAACACUGAUCAUGGUACAAAUAUUCAACCAAUCUUUAAUGGAUUUCCGAAGAUAGGGACUUUCUAUGGUUUACGCGCGUUUCUUUAUGUCAGCAAGCCGAUAUGAUCUUAGAAGAGUACAAAAUUCCUUACCGAACGUCCUGCAUCUCGCGCAACGAACAUCGUUUUAAAAAUUUUAGCCGUAUCGAUUGCCGCGAUUGUCAAGAACGCUAGUUGAUUUUUCGAUUAUUUCACGAGUUUAUCGUCGCUGAUAAUAACGACGCACUUUAAUGAACAUUCUAAAGAAGCCUAACCGAUCAUUCGCUUUGCUCGUAAAGCAACGUCCAACUUUCUUGAAUUCUUAUUAAAUUCAUUUGUUUUUUAAUUAUCAUUGCCGCGAUACACUUGAAGACGAUAGAAAGUUGAAAUCAUGUGUCAUGUUUGUGUUUGUCAUGCAUUUAACAGCGAUAUCGCACGAAAGAACGUACUAAAUAAUAUUAUGGCGACAAACAUUCGCCUUCCAUUUUGCUCUUCGAUCAAAAAUAUGCGAUUCUCGUGUUAUUUUUAAAAUAAUAUAUCCUUGCUAGAAUGUUGAUUGGAUAUCGCGUCUUCAAUAUUUUGAUCGAAUAAGACAAUAUAGGAAUAGAGAAGGCAUUAAAAUUUCAUAAAGCAACUUAUAUAAAUCGAAUUUUGUGGUGGAAACCAAAUAAUUUUUAGAAAAUUGUAAAUUAAUUCGAGCAUUUAAACCACAUUCUAUAUUAAUUGAAUCGGUAUAAAGCGAGUAAU